Messenger RNA from Fragaria vesca subsp. vesca, 1914 nucleotides. RefSeq names its product probable indole-3-acetic acid-amido synthetase GH3.6-like. NCBI's taxonomy places the organism in Eukaryota, Viridiplantae, Streptophyta, Magnoliopsida, Rosales, Rosaceae. The record is from RefSeq and is a predicted model, not a curated record. Gene Ontology annotation, cellular component: cytoplasm. Bases 1 to 1716 code for a protein of 571 amino acids. Gene Ontology annotation, molecular function: acid-amino acid ligase activity. The transcript has 4 exons.
AUGGCCGACGAAGAACUCCUGAAGAACGUCAACGACUCCACGAUCAACGCCACGCGUCACCAGCACGACACUCUCAGCUCCAUCCUCCACCAAAACGGCGCCGUCCGCUACCUCCACCCUCACCUCCCACUCCCCGAUUCCCGGCUCGACGCCGCCGCCUUCCGCGGCGCCGUACCUCUAUCAACCUACGACGACUACGCCGAUUACAUCACUCGAAUGGCCGAGACCUCACUCGAUCACCAACAGCCUCUCCUCUCCGUCGAUCCCCUCCUCUGCUUCUUCUACAGCUCCGGGACGAGCUCACCGAGACCGAAGCUGAUUCCUUACUUCGAUUCCAAGCUAUCGAAAGCGGCUUCGUUAAUAGCUCACCAAGGCAGUUAUGCGAUUCUCAGGAGGUUGUUUCCUCCAAGGGACUCAGUGAAUAAGAUGAUGUGGUUUAUAUAUGGUGAUAAUGUAACAACUACUAGAGGUGGUGUUAAGGUCAUGGCUGCUUCUUCAUACCCUUUGCAGAGUCGUGGUGCCAAUUGGUCUCAGUUGAGAUUUAUAGUCAGUCCAAAGGAAGUCAUUCUUGGGUCUAAUGUUGAGCACCAAACGUAUUGCCACCUGCUUUGUGGGCUUAGGAACCGUGAUUUACUUGAUGCGAUUCGUGCCCCUUACGCUGUGGGAUUGAUCAGAGCGUUUAGGAUUUUAGAGUCAAAGUGGGAGCAGCUGUGUCGUGAUCUUGAAGAGGGGUUUCCGAGUUUGGAGAUUUCUGAUGGUGAGAUGAGGAACUCUGUUGUUGAGGUUCUUGGGGGGCCUCAACCAGAAUUGGCAGAGAGAGUUAGAGUUGUUUUUGAAGAACAGAAUUGGGGUGGGAUUGUGAGCAAGUUAUGGCCAAAUGUUCGGUAUGUUAGGUGUGUCACGACUGGAAGUAUGGAGCAGUAUUAUCCAAAACUUAAGUAUUAUGCUGGAGAGAUACCUUUGUUGGGUGGGGACUACUUUGCUUCCGAAUGCUGUGUGGGGAUUAACUUGGAUAUCAUGGAACCUCCCGAUAAAACGCGAUUCGUUUUGCUUCCAACUGCAGCCUAUUUUGAGUUUCUUCCAUUUGAUAUGAAUGAGGCUGAGGUUUCUACAGGUAGAGAAACUGUUGAUAUUGCUGGUGUUGAAGUGGGGAAGAUGUAUGAAGUGGUUGUCACUACUUACAGAGGAUUUUACAGAUACCUUUUGGGUGAUGUAGUGAGGGUUGUUGGUUUCUAUAAUUUAUCUCCACUAGUGGAAUUUGUAAUGAGAGCACCGAAAGGUCCUGGUGAGAUUAUAACUGAGAGGGACUUGAUGGCUGCAAUGCGAAGUGUCCAGCUUGUGUUUGAAGAUGUGAUGGCAACACAGAUUACAGAAUUUGCGAGUUUCUUGGACAUGGAGUUGACCCCUAAACAGUUGAAGGUGUUUAUAGAAGCUAGAGAGGGAAGCAGGCUUAUGCAGGAAGAGUCAGUUGUAGCUCUGAGGAGGUGUUGUUCCUCCCUUGAGGAUGGUUUGGGAGGCAUUUACAAGGUCCAGAGAGAUAGAGGUGAAGCAGGUCCUAUAAUGUUAUCUGUUGUAAAACCUGGUAGCUUUGAUAGACUGUCACAAGUGGCCAUUGCAAACGGAGCCUCUGCGAGUCAGUAUAAGCCACCCAAGAUCAUAAGAAAUCGUGAGAUUGUUCAUUUCCUUGAAGGAUCUACUCUUGUAACCAUAUCUUGAAAGCUUUCGGCAUGAUGAUACAUGGGUUCCAAAGCAGCAGGGGCAGGGAGCCAAGAAGAAGUGAGCUUAAGAUCCAUGUGAGGAAUGGCAUGAGAGUGGCUGUCAAGGACAUAGGGACAGUCAAGUUAGAAGUUAGGCCUGGUUUUUUUGUAGUCUUGAAUAAUGUUUAUUAUAUUCCUUCGAUGAGAAGGAAUUUGG